UGUGGUAGUACAACAAAACCUAUUUCAGCGCUUAGCCUAUUAAUUAUCUGAUGACGUGAUAAGAUGAUUGCAUAAUUCGUUCUUAUCUGUUGCAAACGAUAAAAACAGAGAAUGAGUUGCUGUUGUAGUACAGAAGAAAGCCUUACAAUGGCAAGUGACAUACCGAAGGUAGAAAGCUUAAUAAAUGAAGCCGAGAAAGCUUUUACAGAAAAAUUCAAAAGUAAGCCAGACGUGGUGGUAUUUGCACCUGGAAGAGUGAACUUAAUAGGCGAACACACCGAUUAUAACGAUGGUUUCGUUUUGCCUAUGGCUUUACCUCUGGUGACAGUUGUGGUAGGAAGCAAGAAUAAUACUGAUACCUGCCAUGUCUUGACAACUAACCAGCAAUGUGAUGCACCAAAAGAAACUGAUUUUCUUAUUCCGUCUAAGCAGUCUCUUCAGCCAGGGUCACCUAAAUGGGCUAAUUAUGUUAAAGGAGUUGUUCAGAAUUUUAAAGGUGCAGUCCCAGGCUUUAAUGCUGUCAUUUCUUCAAGUGUUCCACUUGGCGGAGGUGUUUCAAGCAGUGCUGCUCUAGAGGUUGGAGUUUAUACAUUUCUGGAGGCGCUUACAGGAGAGAAAACAAACCUCCAAGACAAGGCGUUAGCAUGUCAGAAAGCUGAACAUACAUUUGCAAACAUGCCUUGUGGCAUUAUGGACCAGUUUAUUUCAGUGAUGGCCAAAGAAGGCAGUGCCUUACUUAUUGAUUGCAGAUCAAUGGAAGCAACUAUAGUUCCUAUCAAUGAUCCAAAAAUUGUUAUUUUAAUAACAAACUCAAAUGUUCGGCAUGAACUGACGGGUAGUGAGUAUCCAACUAGAAGGAAGCAGUGUGAAGAAGCUGCAAAACUGCUUGGAAAGAAAAGCCUGAGAGAUGCUAAAUUAAGUGACAUUGAAGUGCUACAGCAGAAGAAGGUUGAUGAAGAUAUUGUGCGUCGUGCCAGACAUGUCAUAGGUGAAAUUAAUAGAACUGAACAGGCAGCAGAGGCAUUGAAGAGCAAAGAUUUUACGUUAUUUGGAAAGUUGAUGUUGGAGAGCCAUGAGUCUUUAAGGUCAGACUACGAAGUCUCUUGUGCAGAAUUAGACCAGCUGGUGAAGGCAGCUACUGAGGUGAAAGGUGUGCUUGGCUCUCGCAUGACUGGUGGAGGGUUUGGAGGCUGCACAGUGACACUGGUGUAUAAAGAUGCUGUUAAUGAAGUCAUAAACAAUACAAAAAAGAAGUACAAAGGAAAAGCAACAUUUUAUGUAGUCACCCCAUCUGCAGGAGCUACAGUUGUGAGAGGAAAGUAAUAUCAGUGAAACCAUAUACUGCCAUGACAGCUGUAGAAUUGUUAUAUUUGUGAGCACUUGUUUUGGGCUACAUAGUGUUGCACAUUUAGUCAUACAGCAAACUAUUUCAGAUUUUGAAUAAUUGUAUGAAAACUAUUACUAGACUAAUUUUUAAUGUAAUUAGUACAACUGAUGAAGUCAUAUCUUGUGUGUUAAAUCUUAAGGUUGAAAAUAUGGGAUUAGGUGGUGUUUUACAAAAGGCACUAUGUUAUUGAUCAGUUAGAAGUGUUUCUCUCAAGGAGUUUGCCAUUUUGCUUAUUAAACUAUUACAAAUAUUUCUCUUCACUCUGCAACAAAGUGUACAUUAUAGGCCAUCUUAAAGCAAAUUAUAUGAUUUUCCAGACCAAUAA
Molecule: messenger RNA, 1712 nt
Organism: Schistocerca serialis cubense
Lineage: Eukaryota; Metazoa; Arthropoda; Insecta; Orthoptera; Acrididae
Product: galactokinase-like
Exons: 8
Coding region: 112-1323 (403 amino acids)
Biological process (GO): carbohydrate phosphorylation; galactose metabolic process
Cellular component (GO): cytosol; cytoplasm
Molecular function (GO): ATP binding; galactokinase activity
Source: RefSeq, a predicted model, not a curated record